UGAAUUUAUUAGAUAAAUAUUUUUUUUCUACCCACACUUUAUUUUGGAAUAAUAUUUUUUUUUUUUUGUUGAAAACUGUUUGUAUCAAUCAAUCAAUGACCAUGAUUAUAAUGAUGAUAACCACAAUGAGGAUUGUCACAAUUAUAACCAUUUUAAUUAUAAAUGUUUGUUAUGGUGCAUCAAUUGGAAAGGAUACAUCAUCAUCAUCCUCAUCGUCAUUAUCAAUAAUCGAUGGAAUCGAAAAAGAAGAUUUAUCAUUGAUCAAACAAGUAGGUUUAGAUCGAAAAUUAUCCACUGUAACCAAUAGGCAAAAAAUUCCUGAUGAUGAUGAUGAUGAUGAUUUGGAUAAAAUUGAAAAUCUUAAAGGUAAAUUGAAUGGUUCGUUAGUAUCAAAAACAACAAAUAUUGAUUCGGGUUAUGAUAGCGAUAACGAUGAUCGUAUCGAUCGUAUAGAGGAAAAAAUUGAACGACAAAAAACACGUAAAACACAUGAAGAACGACGUGCUGAACGUCGUGAACGACGAAAACAACGUAAAGAAAGUCGUAAAGAACGUCGUAAUGAACGUAAAAAUGAACGUCGUGAACGAAGACAAGCACGUUCAAAUAUACGUUAUUUAGAAUUGAUUGGUCAUCAUAUUGAUCGUGCACAUAAUAAUGCUGAUAAAGAAUCAACAAAAAAAAUGUGGUCAAAUCUUGGUAAAAUGAUUGAUUCAUUGAAAAAAUUAAUGGAACGACGACAACAACAAACUGACAAUCACAAUACUCCUGAACAAGAUAAUGAUCAACAACAAUUAGACAAACAAGUUGAUGAAGAAAUAAGAAAAUUUCAUACAAAUUUUAAUGAUGAAUUUCAUGUUAAUGAUCGUUCGAAUCAGGUUUAAAAAAUUUAUUUUGAUAUUU
Molecule: messenger RNA, 900 nt
Organism: Dermatophagoides pteronyssinus (European house dust mite)
Lineage: Eukaryota; Metazoa; Arthropoda; Arachnida; Sarcoptiformes; Pyroglyphidae
Source: RefSeq, a predicted model, not a curated record